This is a messenger RNA of Rhagoletis pomonella (apple maggot), 1497 nucleotides long. It is a transcript of the gene Snx3, whose product is annotated as sorting nexin-12. The transcript is spliced from 4 exons. The record is from RefSeq and is a predicted model, not a curated record. NCBI's taxonomy places the organism in Eukaryota, Metazoa, Arthropoda, Insecta, Diptera, Tephritidae. Gene Ontology annotation, biological process: late endosome to Golgi transport; endocytic recycling. Gene Ontology annotation, cellular component: retromer complex; early endosome membrane. Bases 378 to 881 code for a protein of 167 amino acids. Gene Ontology annotation, molecular function: phosphatidylinositol-3-phosphate binding.
ACACUCGUAUCGUUCUAUCGCAAUUAACAAGGAAAUCACAAUCGGAUUAGGCGAAGGAAAAGAUAUUUCAUUAGUAAAUAUCCUUAUUAAAUAAUUGUGUUAAUAUAUUAAAUUUAGUAGACAAUCGGUUUUAAAAGAGAAUUGUAUUUAGUAAAUAUUCCCUUGUACAUACAUACGUAGCAACCGAGUCAUCAGCGUGAAAAGUAAAAGCAUUUUGUGCAAAGGGGCGGACAGCAGCGGUGACAACGAAAAGUGCAAGACAGAAAAUUUAUUGAAAAUUCUCGAAAACCGUAAAACAGUUUUUCAUUUUGCUAUUGCUAUAUUGCUUCAAUCCCUCCAUCAACUAACUAACUUAUUAAUUAGUUCGAACAAAGAAAAUGAUGGUUGAAUCCGACGGAACUGCUGAUGCCACUCGUCGUCUUAACGUCAAGAAGCAAACGCUCGAUGAUGCGUAUGCGGUGCCAGCCAAUUUUUUGGAAAUCGACGUGGUCAAUCCCUUGACAACUAUGGCGGCAGGCAAAAAACGUUAUACAGACUACGAAGUACGAAUGCGGACAAAUUUGCCAGUAUUCAAAGUGAAGGAGUCUAGUGUACGCAGACGUUACAGUGAUUUCGAAUGGUUAAGAAAUGAACUGGAACGCGAUAGCAAGAUCGUGGUUCCACCUUUACCAGGUAAGGCAUGGAAACGACAAAUGCCUUUUCGUGGUGACGAAGGCAUAUUUGAUGAAAACUUCAUCGAAGAGCGACGCAAAGGAUUAGAAGCGUUCAUAAAUAAAAUCGCUGGCCAUCCAUUGGCGCAGAAUGAGCGGUGCUUACACAUGUUCUUGCAAGAAAAUGUGAUCGAUAAAAACUACGUGCCCGGCAAAAUUCGCAAUACAUAAGAAGCGAUAGAAUAAGAUCCAAAAUGUAAAUGGGGAACGUGUGCCGAAAAAAAGUGGUUGUUACUGUUACUCGAGUUCACACGUGCUGGGGAAUCAAACUGAAUGAGAAAAAAUAUACAAAAUACGAAUAUAAAUUGGAGGAUUUAACUGCUCAGAAGGGUUUAUUUUUUCAAAUUUCGUGUUUAUACAAUAUUUAAAAUAGAUUUAAUGUAUGAAUUGUACUUUAUAGACAUUCUACUAUAUGGAUAUACAUACAUACAUACAUAUAUAUUUUCAAAUUCCCGAACUAUUUUCUCAUUGAAUAUUGUGCCGAUAAAUUAUUAAAAUAACAAAAAGAAUUAAAUAUUACUCAAGGCUUAUAAAGAUUGAAUUAUGAUGAAAAUUGGAAGACGUUAAAAAGAAUUGUUUAGUAGGGUAAGGAAUCGACAAAAUAUUACGUAUUAUUAUUCGUGCAUAAAUAUCUAAUGCGACAUGUAUUGGAAAACCGUAAUUAUUUUUUGGUAUUCGAAUAUUCCGUGUUUUGAAAAAACUUAGUUGUAUGUCUUAAGUUACAGAACGUUUGGAAAAGCAAAUGAGUAAAUAAAUUUGAUAAUUGUACUUUUCUUCUAAAUACUUA